GUUUAGGGCUGGCGAGAAAAUGUGAAUCUUGGCUGAAUUUCACUACCAAUUUAUUUUUAAGUUUAUCAUGUAGUCUCAGUAGGAAGGUGAGCCUAUUUUCAUCAUGACGACUAAAAAGGUAGUGCUUGUCACUGGUGGAAGUGGUCUUGUGGGGAAAGGAAUUCAGACUAUUGUUGAAAGUGAAGAUAAAAGAGAAGAUGAGAAAUGGAUAUUUGUAGGAUCAAAAGAAGCAGACUUAAGAGAUUAUGAUGAAACAAAAAAGAUGUUUGCCAAGUACCAGCCUACACAUGUAAUACAUCUGGCAGCUAUGGUUGGUGGAUUGUAUUACAACAUGAGCCACAAUCUAGACUUCUUCAGAAAUAACAUGAAAAUAAAUGACAAUGUGCUGCAAGCCAGUUUUGAAACAGGAGUGACCAAAGUCGUCUCAUGUUUAUCCACCUGUAUCUUCCCAGAUAAAACAACAUAUCCCAUAGAUGAGACAAUGGUACACAAUGGGCCACCUCACUCUUCAAACUUUGGCUACAGUUAUGCCAAAAGAAUGAUUGAUGUAGCCAAUCGAGGUUAUUACGAACAGCAUGGCAAGACGUUUACCUCUGUUAUACCUUGCAACGUGUUUGGGCCCCAUGACAACUUCGAUCUUCAAGCCAGUCAUGUCAUACCGGGGCUUGUGAGGAAACUGUACGACAUAAUUGAUCAGGGGAAGAAAGAAUUUGUUGUCCUGGGAUCAGGAAAGCCUCUUCGCCAGUUCAUAUUCUCACUUGACUUGGCCCGUUUGAUGAUCUGGGUUCUCCGCAACUACGACUCUGUUGACCCAAUAAUUCUUUCAGUUGAUGAACAAGACGAAGUGUCCAUAGCAAAACUUGCAGAACUUAUAGCAGCAGCAUUUAAUUUUGAUGGCAAGAUUGUAUUUGACUCUUCUAAGGCCGACGGUCAGUACAAGAAAACCGCUAGUAAUGCCAAACUACGUUCACUGCUGCCUAAUUUUAAAUUUACACCUCUUGAACAAGCCAUAAGAGAAACUGUAAAGUGGUUUAGUGAAAACCAUUCAAAUGCAAGGCUUUAGCCAUAAGUGGUAAUGGUACAUUAAAAAUAUAUUGUUUUGGAUAAAUA
Molecule: messenger RNA, 1110 nt
Organism: Macrosteles quadrilineatus (aster leafhopper)
Lineage: Eukaryota; Metazoa; Arthropoda; Insecta; Hemiptera; Cicadellidae
Gene: Gmer
Product: probable GDP-L-fucose synthase
Exons: 7
Coding region: 104-1063 (319 amino acids)
Biological process (GO): nucleotide-sugar biosynthetic process
Molecular function (GO): GDP-L-fucose synthase activity
Source: RefSeq, a predicted model, not a curated record